This is a messenger RNA of Cordyceps militaris CM01, 912 nucleotides long. RefSeq names its product Methyltransferase type 11. The coding region runs from base 1 to 912 and encodes 303 amino acids. The transcript has a single exon. Gene Ontology annotation, cellular component: endoplasmic reticulum. Gene Ontology annotation, molecular function: sterol 24-C-methyltransferase activity. Gene Ontology annotation, biological process: ergosterol biosynthetic process. The record is from RefSeq and is a predicted model, not a curated record. Lineage: Eukaryota; Fungi; Ascomycota; Sordariomycetes; Hypocreales; Cordycipitaceae.
AUGACAACAACAACCACCGCUGCAGCAGCGUCUCAAAAAGAUGCCGUCAUCGGCCAUCAUCCAGCUGUGCAGACCUUGUACCAGUCGCUGGAGUCGAGAAUCGGCUAUCGUCUGGUCCUGGGUGGCACUCGGCACUUUGGGUACUGGGAGAGGGAUACGUGGCGGAUGCUGCCAGUCGGUGGACCGCUCCGGCGCAUGGAGGAGAAGCUAUUCGAAAGCUUGGAUCUACCCCCGGGAUCGCGCGUCCUAGAUGCGGGAUGUGGCGUCGGUCACGUCUCUCUGUACCUAGCGGGCCGCGGCCUGCAGAUGACGGGUAUCGAUAUUACAGAUCACCACCUAGAAAAGGCUCGACGAAACAUUGCCAAGUCUGCGCCUCUCUCCAGCCGAGUGUCUAUCCAAAAGAUGGACUAUCAUGAUCUGCAAACGUUUGAACCCGGUUCAUUUGACGGUGCCUUUACCAUGGAGACACUGGUCCACGCCGACGACGCCGCCAAGGUUGCGGCCGAGUUGUACCGUGUCCUGCGUCCCGGCGGCCACAUCGUCCUAAACGAGUACGACUACAACUUUUCGUCCGAGGACGAGAUUGGGCCCGAAUUUGCCAAGGCGAUGAGGCAGAUGUCGGCGCAUGGCGCGAUGCCGACCUGGGACGUUGCCAGGAAGGGGUACUUUGAGAGGCUGCUCGCUGAUGCCGGCUUCGUGGACGUGCAGGUUCACGACUACUCGGAGAACGUGCGACCAAUGCUCCGCCUGUUUUGGCUGCUCGCCCUUGUCCCCAACUUCUUCAUUCAGCUGCUGGGUCUGCAGAAAUACUUUAUCAACACCGUGGGCGGAGCGUACGCGUACAAUGCGCGCGAGUACUGGCGCUACGUGUCGGUGAGUGCGAGGAAACCCGGUGGUGGUGGAGAGCCGUGA